This is a messenger RNA of Fusarium coffeatum, 1356 nucleotides long. RefSeq lists its product as uncharacterized. Gene Ontology annotation, molecular function: dipeptidase activity. NCBI's taxonomy places the organism in Eukaryota, Fungi, Ascomycota, Sordariomycetes, Hypocreales, Nectriaceae. The record is from RefSeq and is a predicted model, not a curated record. The transcript has a single exon. The coding region runs from base 1 to 1356 and encodes 451 amino acids.
AUGGUCUUCCUAUCACAGGCCAAGGGCCUCGCGGCCGUUGUCUACGGCUUGACUCUACUCGCUGCCCCAGUAUCAUCAUCACAAACUUCACUUAGCCCCCGCGCAAAGAAGAACGCAACAAGUCCCUACGCAGAAGCAGUCUCCAAAUACGUUGAUUCUCUGGACAAAGAGCUCUGGUCAAUCAACAAGAACAUUCACGACAACCCCGAACUCGGAUACAAAGAGUUCAAGGCCCACAAACUUCUCACGUCGUACAUGAAGAAGCAAAAAGGAUGGAAAGUCACAGACACUGUCGGUGGAAUUGACACUGCUUUCAUGGCUGUGUUUGAAGGCUCAGGUGAUGGUCCUGUUGUGAGCUUCAAUGCCGAGUAUGAUGCUCUUGAGGGACUGGGCCAUGCUUGUGGUCAUAACUUGAUCGCGACAGCGUCGCUGGGUGGUGCGUUGGCUGCUGCUGAGAUUAUGCGCGAGGAAAAGCUUGGAGGAAAGGUCAUCCUUUUCGGUACACCGGCUGAAGAGUCGCUUGGUGGAAAGGUCAAGAUGUUGGAGGCCGGCGUCUUCAAGGACGCCAAGAUUGACAUCUCUCUCAUCUCCCACCCCAGCAAUGGCCCGGAUACUCCAUACAUGCUCGCGCAGUCGACUGAUCGCUUUGAUGUCGAGUACACAGGCCGCGAAGCUCACGCUGCAGCUGGACCAUGGGACGGCAUCAAUGCCCAGGACGCUCUCCUCCUCGCCAACAGCGCCCUGUCCUACAUGCGCCAACAAAUGCGAACAACCGAUCGCGUCCACGGUAUCAUCCAUUCAGCUGGAAGCCGUAUCAACGUCAUCCCCGCGGACGCGUCAGGAAGUUACCAGCUCCGCUCCGCCAACGAAGAGCAACUUGAAGCACUCUCAGACAAGGUCUACAAUUGCUUUAAAGCCGGAGCCAUCGGCACAGGAGCAAAGAUGAACUUCACAAUGCGUCCAUACGGCUACGCCAACAUGAACAACAAUGAUGGUCUCGCUGCGUCUUACACGAGGUGGUUUGAGGAGCUGGGUGGUGAUCUCCCCGACGCUGAUGUCGACAAGAUGAGAAGUCCCGGUGGCUCUACAGACCAGGGAAACAUUAGCCAGGACUUCCCGACUAUUUCUCCCAUGUUCCAAAUUACCUUCCAGAAUGGUACUGUUCCCAAGGAAGGUCCCCAUACUGCUCCUUUUGAGGUCGCUGCUGGAAGUAAGGCUGCGUUUGAGAAGUCGCUCAUGGUUGCUAAGAGUCUUGCGGGUGUUGCGGUCGAUAUGUUGACGGUCGAUGGGCUAUUGGACGAGAUUAAGGAUGAGUUCAAGAAGUCCAAAAAGGCCUCCGAUCGCCGAAGAAGAUGA